UAAGGUCUUGUGCAGAUCUGCGAAUCCUUUGGCUGUUUCUUGCAUCCGGUGAAUACAAACGGGAAUUGGAUCUUGUUCUCGCCGACUGCAUUCACCGGUUUCAAUCUGCGGGAUUGAAAAAUUUACUAUCUGGCUUUGAGAUCUACCCAGAAUUGUAGGCUGUGCAUAUAAGGCGUCCGAAUUUCCUAUCACCAGUCAAUAUAACCGGCAAUUGGAAAUCUUGGCAUAGCCAAUUGUAAGCCACCAUUUCAAGGACAAGGUACAGCACAACAAACCUAAUGUCAGCAUGUGUGCAACUCACCUUGUGAGCAAAAAGCUUGAUAAGAGCUACUGAAGUGCUGUUUCCAUGAAAUAGGUUCUAUGAUAUAUCGGUACCUCCUAUUUUCUCACCUCUUUAGUAGAAGUCACUGCCACAAUCAAGCCAUGGAAAACGCAGUGUCAGCACCUGGUGGAUUGGCCGAGUCUGAAUAUGCACGUCCUGUCAACCGAUUUGCUCGCCGUAGCCGAAAACCCCGUCCAGUUCCAGACCAAAAUGAACCGGAAGAAACAGAGAACAUCGAUGAAUCGAGCUUAUCAAAGGAGCAAAAUGAUGGUGUCGAGCAUGGAAUGUUUUUGGAGAGUAAAGAUCUCUACCGGUCGAAUCCCCGCCAAGAGUGGACGGUGUGGUCACCCGAUGAUCUUGAGAAUGGUUCACAAGCCACAGCUUCAGAGAAGUUUGCGCUUAUUAUCAAGCGGGAGAGGAUUCAGCAAGAAGAUGGCUCUGUAGGGCUCAGCCUCCACUCCUUACAAGUGCAGAGCCCACUUAUCAGGGAAAUGCUUAGUUCUGUCUUCGGUGGUUAUCCGGGAAUAAACACCAACCUCAAGAAGCUUCAAUUCAACGCCCCCUUCAGAGAGUUCUACUACAGAUGGCGGGAAUUUUCUAUAGCCUCGAAAAACUCGAAGGCUGAUGAGAUUACAGCCGCACACUUUGCUUUGCUUUUCGAUAUCAUCUCGGCACAGAUAUUGCCACAUAUCGACGUGGUCAAAGACCUGAUGCUCAACAACGCCAUCACUUACGACUACCUUUGGGCUUUAUUUGAACCAGGAAUGGAAGUUUAUUCUGUUAUGGAUAAACAACAUCGGCUAUAUCGCUUGCUAAGCACCGACUACGUGACGGGCAGGGACGGUACAAAGUACUUUCGUCUAACCUGUCAACAUAUCGACACAGACGGAACAAGAUUCGGCUAUGUUACAACAAACCUAUCAAUUGGCAGUUUUGCAGAUGUUCUUCCCACUACCAGUCUUCAAGUGCUCCCAGCAUAUCUGAAACCUGGCAUUGACGAAAUACGUACUAGACUUCGGCAGAGAGGAAAGGCGUUUGAGAGUCUACGGGGUUGCCACUAUAAAUCUUACUCUGGCGACUAUAAGCUAGCCCAGGCUUCUUUUGGAAGAGCACCAGUGCAGACGAUUGAAGAUGGCCGUAUAAUAGUCGAUUGCGAGAUGUUCUGCAGAUAUAACCGCAGUUUUGAGAAACGACUCGAUGCAUUGGACGAGCCCAUAUCUACACAUCAGAACAAGGCAUUUGGAUCGGCCCUAGGUAUCGGCGAACAUGAUGAUGAUUCCGACCUAUCCGGUGCUCCACCAGCCUACCAGAUACUGGUUCACUCUUUGAGGGAAUCAAGACGGCGUCAAUCUGACACUACGCUCUCCGAUGAACACUAUGUAUUUUGUACGGCGACGGUACAUGGUUUCUGUUUGCGCUCAAAACAAUGGGUGACGUUCAAUGUCGACAAUGUUAAAGAGAUUAUCUGGAACAAGGAAGCGUUCGAUCGCUUAUCUCUCCCACACGACUAUAAGCGCCUUAUUCGGGGAUUGGUUCAUACGCAAUUGAAUGCUAACGAUAGUUUUGACGAUGUUGUGAGUGGAAAAGGGCGAGGCAUUGUCAUGCUUCUUAGCGGUGAACCUGGCACCGGAAAGACACUCACAGCUGAGUCAGUUUCAGAGGUGAUGCGUAGGCCGUUAUACUCUAUGGCAGCCGGCGAGCUCGGCGACACCGCAGAUGCUGUUGAAAACAACUUACAGCGUGUCCUAGAGACUUCGACAAAGUGGAGCGCCGUCCUUCUCCUCGAUGAGUGUGACGUGUUCUUGGAGAAAAGAUCCAUAGACUCCGUCCACAUGCAGCGUAACAAAAUUGUUUCGGUAUUCUUGCGGCUUCUGGAAUAUUACCAAGGUGUUAUGCUCUUAACCACCAACCGGGUUGACUCCUUUGAUCCAGCUUUCGAAUCGCGCAUCCAUUUGACAAUAGACUUCCCAAAGCUCGAUUUCCAGUCUCGAUUACAGGUGUGGCGUACUUUCGUACGGCCUGGAAAUACGGAAUCAAAUUACGCUAGUGACUUGAGCCAUGCAGAGAUUGAAAAGCUUGCUCUUGCUGAAAUGAACGGGAGGCAAAUCAGAAACAUUGUAAAAACAGCAAGACUGCUAGCCGCCGGCGAGCAAAGUCGCCUUGCUCUGGGACACAUCGAAGCUGUCUUGAGAGUCAAGCAAGGGGUUGGUGCACAGCUUGACGUAGACAUGCGUGGCAGCGGAGAAGAAGAGGACAGUUUGGUAUAG
This is a messenger RNA of Periconia digitata, 2589 nucleotides long. NCBI's taxonomy places the organism in Eukaryota, Fungi, Ascomycota, Dothideomycetes, Pleosporales, Periconiaceae. The record is from the annotation of a GenBank genome assembly.